Amoebophrya sp. A25 is the source of this 1277-nucleotide messenger RNA. The record is from the annotation of a GenBank genome assembly. NCBI's taxonomy places the organism in Eukaryota, Dinophyceae, Syndiniales, Amoebophryaceae.
UCUAUACAAAAUUAGUAGGUGGGAAGACAUGGUCAGCGGCGUCUGGUACGAAGACCAGCGACCUUACGAUGCGCGCGACAUCAUGAAAUCAGAGUACGGAUUUGGCUUUUCGGGACAUGUUGCGGCUUUCACCGAGCAAACCCAACUAGCAUGGAAACAAACGGCAGAAGAGUGGAACCACGUGCGAGCCUAUAACCAACAACGAGAAAAAGAGUGGGCGGCUGGGCGUUUGCUUGCGCUAGAAAAACAAAAGAGGAAACCACUCUCCGAAAUCAAGAAGGAGUGCGAGUACGUUCUUGACUGGUCGAACCAGGUUGCUAGUAGAGUGGAGGAUCUGUACACUGCGCAUGCGUACACGAUGGAAGAAAGCAACGAGACGGCGAUUGAUCGAUGCUACAGUCCCCUAGAUUAUUAUUUGCCUGGCAGUUCUUCUGAGCAAAUGCGGCUUUGGGGUACUUCUGCAGAAGCAGGUGAUGAAGUGUUAGAGCAAGCUACGUCAUGGAUCUUCAGCGUGCGAAAGCAAAAACGUGAGAAAGAAGCUGCUCGCUUACGGGCGAGUACUACAAUGGCGAUACUCAAGAAGAAGAUGGAGCAGGAUCUUCUCGAGCGGCGGGCGCUUCAUAGUGAUGAGAACAUCAUGGCAGAAAUUGAAAGGGAGAUCGACUUGGAGAAGGAAAAACAAACAAAGCCGAACAAACGCAAAGGGAAAGGAAAAGGAAAAACGUCUGUUGCUGGUGCUGCUGCGAAGAAGAAGAACGCAGGGCCUGGCGUGAGUGCUUCAUCUAGUACUGGAAGAAAGGACGACGAAGAAGACGAAGAGAAAAAAGAACAGACGAGACGUUUAGAGGAAAUCAAAACCAUCAUUGAGUACGACAGUUUCCUCAUAGUAGUCGUGGACAUGCCCUUCUCGAGCUUCCCGAAGACGAUGCAGCAUCGCUAUGGAUGGGCAAAAGGUGAAGCGACUUUAGACCGGAGUGUUUGGCUGUCGCAUUUGGUGGACAAAGCGGGCGCAGCAAAUGCAGAGCUCACAAUGGAUCAGCAAGCAAAUGAAUUGCGACAGUUCCUUGAUGAUCAUGCGGAUCCAGGUGUCUCCGCAGCCAAUGCAAGUCGUGGCGAGCUCCUCGCGAGUGCCGUGGUAGGAGGAGGUCAUGCUCAUGGGGAGGAAAACGAAAACUCCAACGAGACCAUUUUUUUGAUGGGAUACAUUUCGGGAGACGGAUGCUAUGGAGGAUUGCAAGUUCGUGGCAUAUACGUAGAAGGAUCGAGAUCUCUACAAG